AAGUCCCGCCUUAAUUCAGGCGGCGAGUGGAUGGGAAUAGUUUCGUUACAGAGAGUUCGUGAGUUGUGACUAGUUUUAAUUGUCUUUAAAACAGUUUACACUUUAGCGGGACGCUGCCAUGCCGUAUGCCAAUCAACCGACAGUAAAAAUUACAGAACUUACGGACGAGAAUGUGAAAUUUGUUAUAGAGAACACCGAUUUGGCAGUGGCAAACUCCAUUCGGCGGGUGUUCAUGGCUGAAGUCCCGACAAUAGCUAUUGACUGGGUCCAGAUUGAUGCCAACUCCUCUGUCCUCCACGAUGAGUUCAUUGCCCACAGAGUGGGUCUGAUUCCCCUCACCAGUGAUGACAUUGUGGAUAAGAUGCAGUAUUCAAGGGACUGCACGUGCGACGAGUUCUGCCCAGAGUGCUCCGUGGAGCUGACUCUGGACGUGCGGUGCACAGAGGACCAGACGCGCCACGUCACGUCCCGGGAUCUCCUCUCCAACAACCCCAGGGUCAUUCCGGUAACCUCACGGAGCCGGGACAAUGAUCCUAACGAUUAUGUUGAACAAGAUGAUAUCCUGCUGGUGAAACUGCGCAAGGGCCAGGAGCUCCGACUCAGAGCCUAUGCCAAGAAGGGCUUUGGCAAGGAGCACGCCAAGUGGAACCCCACUGCGGGGGUGUCCUUUGAGUACGAUCCGGACAAUGCACUGAGGCACACCGUCUACCCCCGCCCAGAGGAAUGGCCGAAGAGUGAAUACUCGGAGAUUGAUGAGGAAGAGGUACAGGCACCCUAUGAUCCCAAUGGAAAACCGGAGAGGUUCUACUACAAUGUGGAGUCAUGUGGUUCUCUGCGACCAGAGACUAUAGUCAUGUCCGCCUUGGCUGUCCUCAAGAAAAAGCUGAGCGAUCUGCAGACCCAGCUGAGCCAUGAGAUACAGAGUGAUGUCCUCACCAUUAACUGAACCCUGCAGCUCAAGCCCUCGGCUCAAAGCAGCCCAGAGACCAUGGGCCCCUCCGACAGUGGUUCUCCCACACUGCUGCCUUCCCUUCGUUUGAAUCACCGUCUGCAUUGCACCCCCCAAGACUUCUAUACUUUCAUUAAAGAUGAUUUUUUACUUUGCUGAAGCACCUCAAACUAGGGCAUAGUAAAAUAAUAAUGUACUUUAUAAUAUUGUCCCUAUGUAAAAAUGUGAUUUUCCAAGCAGUGAUUUGGAUUUACAUGGAGAAACAUUAAGCAAGGUGCAAGAUACAGUUCUGGGUAUGUUUUAACCAGGUGACAAGAGACUCGUGUGUCUGAUGUAAUCGAAAGGGUAGCAUUAUAUCAGAAGGGUGUAGUUUUAUAACGCAGGAAGGCAUAACCUCUGCUAGCCAAUAUAAGGGAUUAAAAGUGUCCACUUUGAAUACUUCAAGGCAUAUAGCCAAGGUAUAAACUGUUCAGGGUACAAGCCCUGGUAUUGCUAUUAGUGUCCAAUAUCUGUAUUGGAUCAGAUUGUAAAAUAUUGCUGAAAUAAAGAAUGGCAGAAAUUGUA
Lepisosteus oculatus (spotted gar) is the source of this 1513-nucleotide messenger RNA. It is a transcript of the gene polr2c, whose product is annotated as RNA polymerase II subunit C. The record is from RefSeq and is a predicted model, not a curated record. Gene Ontology annotation, biological process: DNA-templated transcription. Gene Ontology annotation, molecular function: protein dimerization activity. Lineage: Eukaryota; Metazoa; Chordata; Actinopteri; Semionotiformes; Lepisosteidae. Gene Ontology annotation, cellular component: RNA polymerase II, core complex.